CCGCUACUACUACGUUGCUUGGCGACGGCUUCGGAGAAGACUCUCUGUUUCUCUCUCUUUCUCUUCCUCUAUCUCACUCUCUCUUUCUCUUUCUCUUCCUCUAUCUCACUCUCUUACUCGAUUUCUUUCUCUCUCUCUCUCUCUCUCUCUCUCUCUCUCUCUCUCUCUCUGUCUGUCUCUCACUCUCAUCUCGGACUGCGAGACUUCGUUGCUUCAGGGCUCUUACACUCCGUCUCGGCAUCCCAGAUCAUCGUCGACCUUCCCUACGUCUACCCGCCACUACCAGUCUUCGUUUGGUGAUUCUGACGGCACGUGUUGAUUUAAAUUCAAGAAAUAUCAAUAUUCGCAAAAACUCAUACCGAGAAACAAGCGAUUCAAGGCGCAUAGAGAAUAUGCGGCGAAGAGCAAGAAAUUCCCAAAAAACAGAGGAAUGCAAAAUAGAAGAAAAAUCCUGCCAUAUGAAUCAGGAAGAAUCAAAAAUAUAUUCCUGGCGUGAAUCUCUACCUGAUAAGAAAACACUGUUUGACAAUUUUGAAAAAAUCAGUGGCUUCUCAAUCGACAAUUUUACCAGUUACGAAAAUUUCGUACGUCUACUAUACAGACCUACGGAUCCCGCAAGUUUAGGUGUAGCCCGAGCUCUUUUCGGUCUAUGUAUGGUACUGGACGUUGUCGAAGAACGUGGAUUGGCAGAUAUUGAUAUUAAAUGGGGAGAUCCAUACACCUGUCAUUUCCCUUUGAUCCAUGGUAUGAAACCGCCAUCUUUGCCAUGGAUGAUAGUAAUCUAUACCAUAAUGUGGAUGGGCGCCUUUGGGAUUAUGCUUGGUUUCUGCUUCAAAUUGGCAUGUGCUUGCUUUGUCAUUCCUUAUUGGUACAUAUUUUUAUUGGAUAAAGGUUACUGGAACAAUCACAGUUACCUGUAUGGCAUAGUAUCUCUAUUAUUUUGGAGCACAAACGCUAAUAGAUAUUUCUCCAUAGAUUCAUUGUUGACACAAGCACAAGAUUCCAGAGUGCCACUUUGGAAUUAUUUUAUUUUGAACUUUCAAUUUUUUGCUUUGUACUUUCUUGCCGGUCUUAAGAAAUCUGGUCGAGAAUGGCUUGAUGGAUUUUCCAUGACGAAUUUGUCCACGCACUGGGUCUUUGAUCCUUUUAAGCUAUUUCUAACUACCGAGCAAACAGACUUUCUAAUAGUUCAUUGGUUCGGCUAUAUAUUUGAUCUAACCGUGGGAUUUUGGAUGCUCUUAGAUCGCACGCGUAUACCGGCAAUGAUAUUUUGCACGGCAUUUCAUCUCAUGAACUCCAGACUCUUCAGUAUUGGAAUGUUUCCGUACGUCUGUCUGGCUACUAUGCCUCUCUUCUGUCACACAGACUGGCCUAGGAAAAUUUUUUCGUAUUUCUCAAGAAAUUCCACUUGUUCGUCAGAUUACGAAAAUCUAGAAACUGCAUCAGAAACUUCUGAAGAUACUGAAAUUACUAAAGAGUGUAUAAAACAGGAAAAGAGUAUCUCUGAGAACUUUAUAAAAACAACAGAAAAUAAUGAUACCCUAAAAAAACAUCAGAAAAAUUACGAAAAUACGACCGAUGAGAAUUGCCAAAAAAAUCAGCAAUCGGAACAAACUCAAAAUCCUACAUCCAAACAAAGCGAAAAACCGCCAGUGAAUAUAAAACAAAAAUUUGUCGUAGCCUUAUUACUGUGUCAUGUCGUCCUGCAGUUCUUUUUACCAUAUUCGCAUUUCAUUACCAAGGGAUAUAAUAACUGGGUACCUGGUCUCUAUGGCUACUCCUGGGAUAUGAUGGUACACAAUUGGGAUACGAUUUUAGUUGUAGUAAAAGUCCAUGAUAAUCAGAACAAUAAAGAUUAUUUCAUGGAUCCACAAGCAUGGGUCCAAGGUGAUCGUUGGACUAAGCAUGGCGACAUGGUGAGACAGUAUGCAAACUGCUUGAAGGAAAAUCUUAUGCGACAAAAACGUCGCGCAGAAAGACCCAGCAUCUCGGACGGCAAGGCCUUCGUUAAUAAUCAUUGGCCAAAAAUGUCCAACAACUUAAGUAUCUACAUAGACGUAUGGUGUUCGCUGAACGGCCGAUUUCAGCAACGUAUGUUCAAUCCCAAAGUCGAUUUAUUGACCACUCAUUGGCAUCCUUUAGAGCCGGUCUCAUAUCUGAUGCCAUUAUUAACACAAUUUAGUUCAUAUAGAUACAAACUAUACGAAAUUCAACGCCACGUAUAUACCUGGUCGAAUUAUACAGACGUACUGUUCGUGGCGGAUUAUCCAGGAAUGCAUUUGGAUAAUUUCAUUAGCGAAGACCUGUCUAAUGUGACACUGACAGUUUUAGAAGGUGAAAUUAUGUAUACAGAAGAAGACUGGGAUCAUGGUACAGCUGUAGGAAAAGACGGUGCAAUUUCUAUAGUUGCUGGAAAAUUUCACAAAAUAGAAACAAUCAGCCCUUAUCCAGCUUGCUAUAUGUAUACCUAUAGUAAUCGUACCAGACAGCAAUUGGAAUCAAAGGGUUAUCAUAUGAAAUCUUGGCAAUUAAUGGACUAAAAAAUUAUUGACAACUGAAAUGGGUCAAUGUUUUUAUCGCUCCAAGAGACGUCGGGAAUUGCGCAAAACCUGGCAGGAUUUCUGAAAAAUUCAGCUCUAAUAAGCUGCUACUCUUUUUUCUUAAUUUUGGGUUACCACGGAUAAUUAUCUGCAACGACAACGAUCAUCAUUAUUUCCAUGAGAUAUGUCAGGUAAAUAAAAGUUCAUUUCAAGGAUUUGUUAGAUAUAGGCAUUCGUACAGUUUCCUAGUUUAACAUUUUAUAGUUAUGUACAUGUGGUGUUUUGUAACUAUUUUAGCCUUUAGUAGGAGAUUCUAUCAUGGACCCUAUGUUACAGCCCUUCAUGUUUCUAGGGAGAUAGUUUGUCUAUUGAUUUUUUAAACGUAAAAAAAAGCUUUUUCUAGGUUUUUGGUGCACAGAAAUCUGUGGACAAUUUUUUAAUAGAAUGAAUACGUUACUAUGUCAACUGCGUUGGAGGCUUGAUGCAAACUAAUCCGGACACAACAUUUCGUAAGGUCGUGAGGUGAUCCAAUAACUAACAGGUUGCGUAUUAUAUGAAAACACUUUUAGUUUGUGAAUCUCGUGAAUGUGAAUGACACAGUUAAAGCUAGAAAAAUCGACUUUCUUUCCAAAUCACAAUGUAUUUUUAUUCUCACUUCUGUUCAUUCCAAACUAGGAGCACAUAAAACCAAACAAUGACGUACCUUCAAAAAAACCGUAUUACCGAUGUUCGGCAUAUAUCAUAUAAAACUAGCAAGUCACUCCGUGGUUCGGUGAAACCGCAUAGUCUAUCGCAUAUCCAGAGUCGUGACCUUAGAGCGACAAUUUGAUUCAACGACUCCAAAUCCAACUAACAAUACAAAAUUUGAUUAAAUUUUUCUCCCUGUUCGUCCCUUUAUUAUGUUUAUCUCUUUGAG
Molecule: messenger RNA, 3456 nt
Organism: Cephus cinctus (wheat stem sawfly)
Lineage: Eukaryota; Metazoa; Arthropoda; Insecta; Hymenoptera; Cephidae
Gene: GC
Product: vitamin K-dependent gamma-carboxylase
Exons: 10
Coding region: 393-2540 (715 amino acids)
Biological process (GO): peptidyl-glutamic acid carboxylation
Molecular function (GO): gamma-glutamyl carboxylase activity; vitamin binding
Source: RefSeq, a predicted model, not a curated record